AUGAAGGCUACACACUACAUGAUACGCCGUGGAGUUUGGCAAAAAAUGAAACGAAGAGAUCUACCAUAUGGAAGAAGAUGCAUCAAAUGCAAAUGGGUAUUCAAGAUCAAGAGAAAUGGAGUGUUCCGAUCAAGACUUGUCGCAUGCGGAUACUCACAAAUUCCUGGAGUUGACUUCACAGAACACUUUGCUCCAGUUAUCAAUGACAUCACAUGGAGAAUACUACUGGUUGCGAUGAUGAUUUGGAAACUUGACGCUUGGUUGAUUGACGUGGAAACAGCCUUUCUACAUGGAGAAUUUGAUGAAGGAGAACAGAUAUUCAUGAAUCUGCCUGUUGGAUAUGAUCUUGUGGAUUCGUCAAUUGAUAUGAGUGAAGAUUGUAUUGAAUUAAUGAAAACCGCAUAUGGGACCGUGCAAGGAGCGCGACAAUGGUGGAAAAAGUUCGUGUCGAUCUUGAAAGAUAUUGGAUUCGAAGGUGGAGAUGCAGAUCCUUGUUUGAUGCAUUGGAACAGUGAACAUGGGAUUGUUUUCAUUGGCUUAUAUGUUGACGACUGUCUUUGCAUUGGAAAACCUGAAGCAUUGGAGCUAGUUGAGGCAAAACUGAAGGAGAAAGGACUCACUCUGAAAACCGAAAAGACCCUGAAAGAUUAUUUGAGCUGCGACGUCAGCUUCAACGAAGAUCGCACAAAAGCAGUAUUACGUCAAAUACACUUGUUGAAGACAUUGGAAAAGGAUUUUGGAGAAAUGCAUACAAGACCUGAUACCGCAAAUGCAGUGAGAGAACUAUCAAAGGUACUUGAUUCGACAACACUGAGAGCAAUGAAAGAGAUGAAGAGGAUCAUCAAGCAUGUAUUGGAUACGAAAGGACUUGGAUUGAAAAUUGAACCAGUGAUUGGAUCUAAAGGUGUACUAUGGAACGUCGUUGCGUUUUCUGACAGUGAUUAUGCAGGAGACCCAGAUUCGAGAAAUCACGCAGAAGCAGAGUGGAUUGCCUUGAGUGAAGUGGCAAAAGAAGUAUUAUUUAUUCCACAGAUCCUGGAAACCAUGGGAGUGAAAGUCGAAUAUCCGAUUGUUAUUCGAGUUGAUAAUACCGCGGCAAUUUUCAUGGCGACAAAUGUCACAACGAACCAGAGAACACGACACGUGGACAUUUGCACAAAAUUCGUAACACAAUACACUGGACCGGAUGGUAUUUUGAAGAUUCUAUUUGUGAAAGGAACUGAUAAUGAAUCCGACAUCAUGACAAAGAAUGUAACUGGAAACCUACAUGAGAAACACAUCCCAAAGAUGAUGACAAAUAUCGACGAAGGAACUACAAAAUAG
This is a messenger RNA of Cylindrotheca closterium, 1323 nucleotides long. Lineage: Eukaryota; Bacillariophyta; Bacillariophyceae; Bacillariales; Bacillariaceae. The record is from the annotation of a GenBank genome assembly.